This is a messenger RNA of Vidua chalybeata, 3943 nucleotides long. It is a transcript of the gene BRD10, whose product is annotated as KIAA2026 ortholog. NCBI's taxonomy places the organism in Eukaryota, Metazoa, Chordata, Aves, Passeriformes, Viduidae. The transcript is spliced from 11 exons. The record is from RefSeq and is a predicted model, not a curated record. Gene Ontology annotation, molecular function: protein binding. Bases 1 to 3597 code for a protein of 1198 amino acids.
AUGCGGCGGCCGGGCGAGGCGCAGCGCCGCGGUCCCCGGCAGGUGCCGGAGAACGGGCCCGGGGCGGGAGACAUGGAGUCCGGCGGAGACCUCCCGGCGGAUCGGCCCUCGGUCCUUCGGAGUGGGAUGGAGGAGCCUGAGAAGGAGGCAGAUGAUGAGGGAGGGAAGACUGCCUGGCAGCAGAGCCUGAAUCCCGAGCUGCAGCAGGGGUACCGCAUCCUGCGCGAGUUCCUACUGGAGAAGUACCGGCCUCUGACGGCGCCGUUCCUGAAGCCCCUCGCGGAUCAGGCAUUUUUCGGGGAAGAAGGCUCUGGCUCCCUCUUGGGCCGUAAGAGCAGCCACUCCUUGCAGCAGUUGCCCGCUGGAAUAUGGCUAUUGAAAAUGGAAGAGAAAUUUUCCAGUGGGCAGUACACAGGGAUAGCAGAUUUCGUGUGUGACUUCCGGCUUAUGCUGGAGACUUGCUAUCGACUGCACGGUGUGGAUCACUGGCUCUCCAAACAGGCCCAGAAGCUGGAGAUGAUGCUGGAACAGAAGUUGGCGCUGCUAUCCCGGCAUUUAAGAGAGAAAACAUCAUUGGCUGUAACAUCUAGAGGAUGCUAUGGGCAGGAGGAUGAAAAAACAACAGCAUGCAUUUCUACAAGACGUCGUUCCACGCCUCGCAAUUUAGUAGGUUUGUCAACAGGUGUGUUUGAGUCCGUGAUGGUUCAGGUUCUAAGACAAGAGGAGCAACUGAGAGCAAAAGAGGAAAAGAGGCAGAGAGAGCAAGAAAGAAAAGAAGCAGAAGAAGCUAGUCAGAAAGAAAUAGAAGAAUGGGAAAAAUCACUUUUAGCUCAAGCAGCACCUACAAGGAUGGAGACAAUGUGGGAGAUCCCAGCUAUUGGUCAUUUUCUUUGCUUGGCACAACAGAUUUUAAAUUUACCUGAAAUAGUAUUCUAUGAAUUGGAACGCUGUCUUCUGAUGCCUCAGUGUAAUGUUUUUUUAUCUAAAAUAAUGACUUCUUUGUUAAGUCCUCCUCAUCGCAGACCUACAUUACAUCGCAGGCCUACAUUUUCCUACAGGACUUGGGAAGCAGCACUCAGAAAGAAAGUGCAACACUGGUAUACUGUUGUGGGGCAGACCGACAAUCCUAAUGGUGCUGCAGAAAAGCUUGGAUUGUGUCCCCAGUUUUUCAAAGUUCUCGGAGAAGUUAAUCCCUUGGAGGAAAAACCAUUUCAUGAGCUACCAUUCUAUCAAAAAGUAUGGCUGCUAAAAGGUCUCUGUGACUUUGUAUAUGAAACACAAAAGGAUGUUCAGGAUGCGGUGCUAGGUCAGCCUAUCCAUGAAUGCAGAGAAGUAAUUCUUGGUUAUGACUGCUUGGAAAAUGCGUAUGUUCACUUUCCACAGUUCUGUGGUGCAGAUAUUCGAAUUUACAAACAAAAACCUUUUCAGGCUCCUGAAUUUCCAUCUCUUCCCAUCAAGGUUAAAAAAGUGCCACGUAUUAAAUUGGAAAGAGUAAAACAUGAAUAUGGAAGCAAAAGCAAUGGGGAGGUCAGUUCUGCUGGGAGAGAACUGCUGUGUCAUUCCAAGACAGAUGGAGAGAAAAGUAUGGACAUUGUUAUCUGUCCAGAGAAAAGAACACGUUUAGGUAGCUUUAGAGUCACUACAGAGGAAUUGAAGGUUGACUGUGAAAUAAAAGCCUCAAGAGUUUGUGACAUCAAAAAAACUGGUUGUUAUAAAAAGAACUUCAGGAAUUUGAUUACUUCAGGAGAGAUUGUGGAUAUAGGUGGUCACCCUAGUUCAAAAGAAUUAACAGAUGUGGAGAAUGGACAAGGUUGCACUGAAAUAGCCAGAGUAAGAUCUGACCUGAGUCCAUUCAAGGAGAGCACACUGAAAGCUUGCCAAAUGCACGUCAAUGGCACUUAUAAUGAAAACCAAGGCAGAAAUUAUCAUGAAUCUGCUGAAGAAACAGUACUAGAGACCUUACUGCAAAAUAAUAAGAAACUAAAUAAGAUGCUGGCAAAAAAGAAGAAAAAGAAAAAAAAGAAGUUGGAGGACAUUCUAAAUGAAAAUCUACAGAGAAAACUUGAUGACUUGCAAAGAAAGCGUGAGAUUCAUCUUCAUCCAUUCAAAUCUUACAAAUCUGAGAUCCAGAACAAGUUAUUUUUAAUUAAAAAGAAAGCAAAACAUAAGAAGCACAAGUCUGGAAAAAAAUCGUUAUCUAAAAAAGCAAUCACAAAGAAGAGGAAAAGUGUCAUAAAGUCUACCAUACCAGAAUUUCAGCUUAUUUGCACUAAUCUUGAUGAACUCAGGGAAUUAAUCACAAAGAUUGAGAAUGAACUCAAAGAUCUGGAGGACAUUAAAAAGAAAUCGGGAAGAUGGUUCCACCGGAAGCAAGCAGUAAAGGAAUUGCAUGGUACAUUGUUACGACUGCUUAACGAACUGUUACCAUGGGAACCAAAGCUAAUUAAAGCAUUUCAAAGAAACAGGUCUAGAUUGAAGAAGGACUAUGAUGACUUUAAAAGACAUCCAGACCAUGAUAAAUUUACCAGAGAAUUGUGGAGUAAUGAUGAAAGUGAAGUUGAUUCUGGCAAAGAAUCUUUUGCAGUAGUAUGCGGUAAAUCAUCAGAGUCUACAGAACAUAUAGAACUUCCCAAAAAAGAUCACUCAGACAAUGAUGAAAUGAAACUAUUAGAGAUGAAUUUACCUACAGGAAAAAACAGAAUUCUGAAAAAAGAAUCCGCUUCUAAAGAGAUACAGAAGACACUGCCUAAAUGCAUUAAACGACAUUUCAAGCAAAGUAGCUGUCUGGAUCAAAGCACUAAUGAGCUUUCAGCAAGAAAGAAAGCUAAACUAAGCACUAAUGAGGCUGUGGUCCAGAGUUCAGAAAGUAGCCUGCAGUUGGAUAGUUGCUUGACUGAGCUGAAACAGUUUGAAGGGUCAACUCUAGAGCUGCUUUCCUUGACGGAUCCUGCAACAUCAGUAUCAAACUUUCUGAAAGGGACCAAACCUAUCCAGGCUUUGCUUGCCAAGAAUGCUGGGAACAAAGUGACCUUAACAAAUCAACUGUUGCCUCCUGCAGGCAUGAACGUCUCUACUUCUGAGAAGUCAGUUUUACCAGCUUUGGAAUCAUCACUGAUCAAACCAGCAUUGCCCUGCCAGGCCAGUUCAAAGACUCCUUUACAAAUGGUAUACAAAAUGCCAAAUGGACACUGUGUACCAAUAGACAUUCCCAACAGCUCAGUGAAAAUUCAAUUGCAAGCUAUGAUUGACCCUAAAAAUGGAGAAAAAGUAAUGCAACAAGUUCUUAUUUUACCUAAGAAUUUUCUUCUUCAACAGAAGGAAGAAAAAAUUGUGUCCAAGGAUAUUCAGUCACUACAACAAAAAUCAUUUGAGAUGCACUGCACAUCUUUACCAAAAAUGCCAAACGUCAGUGUUUCUUUAACACCUGUUCUGGUGACAAGCCCUGCAAAUGCCACUCAGUCACCCACUACAGUUUUUAGCAAGAAUACUACCCACUCAUCACAAGUGACUGGUCCCAUGAACACUACACCAUUGUCUAAUGUUAAUUCAGCAGCUAACUUAUCAUCAAUAAUUAAGAUGAAGACAAUGAAGUUCUGAGUUAUCGUAGCAACAUGGAGAAACUGGGAAUAGAAGCCUUGGUCCCCUGACUCCUUCCAGCAUCUCAUCCAUAACUAAAGAGUGUCAGGAGCAAUGAGUUACUUGAGGUGUACAUGGUGCUAUGGAGAAAGAGAAAUCAAUUGCUUUUGCCAAGUACAAAAUUUUCCAAAUACUACUUUCUAAGUUGAUACUGAAGCAUUGAAGACUCAAAGUAUGAGAGAAUACACCAUAGGAGAAAUCAUCAACUGCCUGUUUAACAAUAUUAUCUCACCAUGUCUUACUCAGUUUUAAGUGAGAUCUUGAGUUGCAACUUACCACAGAAUUAAAGUCUCUGUAGUUCUGCAGA